AUGGAGAAAAUAUUUCUUCUGAUUUCAUGCCUGCUGAUGUUUACACAUCAAUUCUGUUCAGAAGCAGCAACAUCUAAUCCGGAGUACCCAUAUCCGUUUAUGACAGCAGAUGCUCAAAAGGCAGCUUCAAGAUCAUAUGAUUACAUUGUGGUUGGAGGAGGUACAGCGGGAUGUCCCCUGGCAGCAACUCUCUCACAGCACUACUCUGUUUUAGUAUUGGAGAGGGGAGACUCUCCUUACGGAAUUCUCGAUGUGGAGGAUUUCAGAGGGUCUCCCACAACUAAUCCCAACGUAGCGCAGGGGUUUGUCUCAGAAGAUGGAGUGCAGUUGGUACGGGCGAGAGUUUUAGGAGGCGGAUCAGCCAUCAACGGUGGAGUCUACAGCAGGGCGAGCACUGAAUAUAUUCGGAAAAUAAAGUGGGAUGAGAAACUUGUAUAUGAGUCAUAUGAAUGGGUAGAACGGUUGAAUGCCUUCCAACAAUACAAGCUUUCUACUUGGAAUUCUGCUACCAAGGAUGGGCUUCUUCAAGCUGGAGUUCUUCCUUACAACGGCCACACUUUCGAUCAUUUGGUUGGCACCAAGAUCAGUGGCUCAAUCUUUGACGAGAAUGGAAAGAGACAUACAGCCGCAGAUCUACUCCAGUAUGCAAAUCCAGAAAAUAUUGUAGUUCUUCUCAAUGCUACUGCCAGCAGAAUACUCUUCAGUUUGGGAUCAGGAAAGCCAAAGGCUAGCGGAGUGGAGUUCAGAAGCAACAAUGAUGGUAAACAAGUUCAAGAUAAUCCUAGUGCAACCUUUACUAUAGUAUCCUCGAAACCACUUGAAGAUUCUUAUUCACAAUUAGCAGGCAUUUUAGACAAUUCACAAAAUUACAUCGAAAGUGGUAGCCUUGUCCAACAGAAUAAUGGUACAAAUACACAAUAUUUAGGUGUUCUUGAUAUUAAGUUGGCAUUUCCCUUAUCAAGGGGUGAUCUUUGGCUUAAAAGCAUAGACCCUCGAGAUAACCCCUAUGUUCGUUACAACUACUAUUCACACUCUCUUGAUCUACAAAGAUGUGUGAAAGGUAUAAAAGUAAUGGUUAAUCUGAGUAUGUCAUCUUCUAUCCAAGAGUUUGCAUUUAUUGAUAGUGGAAAUUCCAAAACACUUCAAUUCCUUGGAAUAGCAUUACCAAAGAAUCAAUCAAAUGAUGAUGCCUUGGCCAAGCUUUGCAAAGAAGCACUAGGGACAUUUAACCAUUAUCAUGGAGGUUGUCAAGCUGGUUUAGUGGUUAAUGAAAGAUAUCUGGUGAAAGGUGUUGAUAAUUUCAGAGUUGUGGAUGGCUCAAUUUAUAAGGAUUCCCCUAGUACCAACCCACAAGCCACAACCAUGAUGCUUGGAAGGUAUAUGGGAAUUCAUAUCCUUCAAGAACGCACAAUCUCUUAA
Molecule: messenger RNA, 1419 nt
Organism: Cryptomeria japonica (Japanese cedar)
Lineage: Eukaryota; Viridiplantae; Streptophyta; Pinopsida; Cupressales; Cupressaceae
Product: protein HOTHEAD-like
Exons: 5
Coding region: 1-1419 (472 amino acids)
Molecular function (GO): oxidoreductase activity, acting on CH-OH group of donors; flavin adenine dinucleotide binding
Source: RefSeq, a predicted model, not a curated record